AUGGAGAAAACAAUCAAGCAGAAGUUUGAAGUGAAAGCGGAGGACGUUGUCAAUGACGAUGCAUAUAUAGGUGGAACUUACAAGCUGGGUGGAAACGGUUGGGAAGAGAAAGUGUUGAAGGGUAUUUCAGUUGAAGAAGUAUGCAAAAUGCAAUUCGCUUGCAUAGACGAGGCUGAAACAUUUUACAACAUGUUAGCAAAACUAACCGGAUUUAGUAUUCGAAAAAAUGAUUUGAAGCGAGACAAGAAUGGAGAUAUAAUAUCUCGAAAGUGGGUGUGUUCCAAAGAAGGACAUCGAGCGACAAAGUUUUUUGAGAAUGACAAUCGACAGCGUGAGCCACGAUCGUUGACUAGAGUUGAAUGUGAAGCUGCAUUUCGUAUAGGCUUGAAUAGAAAAUAUGGAAAGUGGAUUGUAAAGGAAUUUAUAAGAGAACAUAAUCAUAAGUUGGUCGAUCCUAUUAGCAGACAAUUCCUUCACUCUCAUCGAACAGUAAGUAAUCCAGAAAAGGCACAAGUUGAUGUUUUGCGUCAAGUAGGUGUUAAAACCACACAAAUUAUAGACUAUAUGGUCAAACAAUCAGGGGGACAUGAGCACGUCGAUUUCACACAAAAAGAUAUAUACAAUCACGUUGAUGCAAUGCGUAGAAGUGAAAUUAAAGACAGUGAUACAGAAGCGGCAUUGGCUUAUCUGUGUGGAAAUGCAGAAAUGGAUUCUUCAUUUUUUUAUAAAUUCAACAUUGAUGAAGAAAGUCGACUAGCAAAUUUGUUUUGGGUUGAUUCAACUGCUCGAAUGGAUUAUGCGUGUUUUGGAGAUGUCCUAGCAUUUGACACAACCUAUAGGACAAAUGCCUAUAAAAAGCCUCUAGUAGUGUUGGUGUUGGAGACAUUUCUUGAUGCAAUGAUGAAUAAGAAACCCAUAUCUGUUGUAACCGAUGGGGAUAAAGCUAUGCGUAAGGCAAUUAAAAAAGUAUUACCCGAUAUGUGUCAUCGAUUGUGUUCAUGGCAUUUGCAACGAAAUGCAUUCACGAAUGUGUAUAUUAAGGACUUCUCAAGCAUCUUUGCAAGGUGCAUGUUCAUGCAUGGGAAUGAAGAAGAAUUUGAAAAGGUUUGGCAUGAAAUGGUUGCAAAUUUGGGACUUAAUGAGAAUUGUUGGGUGACCGAGAUAUAUGGGAAACGUAAAAGAUGGGCAGAGGUGUAUUUACGUGGAAAUUUCUUUGGAGGGAUGAGAACCACACAAAGGUGUGAGAGUAUGAAUGCAUAUCUAAAUAGAUUCUUAAAAAUUCGCUUGCGACAGUAUGAGUUUGUACAACAAUUUGAUAGAGCCAUACUGAGAAUACGGUAA
Vitis vinifera (wine grape) is the source of this 1341-nucleotide messenger RNA. Its product is annotated as protein FAR1-RELATED SEQUENCE 5. NCBI's taxonomy places the organism in Eukaryota, Viridiplantae, Streptophyta, Magnoliopsida, Vitales, Vitaceae. The record is from RefSeq and is a predicted model, not a curated record. The transcript is spliced from 2 exons. Bases 1 to 1341 code for a protein of 446 amino acids.